AUGGUGACUCUUUGCAGCUGGUGGAUGUGGAAGGGGCACUCCUGGGAACGGGGCUACCCCCUUAAAGGGGGAUAUGGGCUUCUCAUCUCUGUGUUCAUCAUAAAAGAUAAACUGAAGCUGGGGGCCUGGAGCUUGGUCACUAUGGAUGUUUCAGUGGUUCCUCAAGCACACAUGGCAUCCUAUAGUUUAGCACCCCCCAGAUUAGAGCUUAAUUUUGGUCUUUCCUUGGUGAGCGAACUGGAGCUCAGAUUGGGAAGGGAGUUGCCAAAAUUCCCCCAGCAAGAUAUAAUCAGAAUUGCUCAGUUGGCCGCUGCCCACUUUUCAGGUCUCAGCUCGGAUGCUGCCUCCCCCAGAAAGCCCUGCUGA
Molecule: messenger RNA, 366 nt
Organism: Rangifer tarandus platyrhynchus (Svalbard reindeer)
Lineage: Eukaryota; Metazoa; Chordata; Mammalia; Artiodactyla; Cervidae
Source: the annotation of a GenBank genome assembly